AUGCUCAAGCAGUGCUGCGACGCGUGCACGGCCAGCAGCACGUGCGUCGCCUACACGCUCGCUGACAACGUCUGCUACCUCAAGUCGGGCGCCGGCAGUCGCCAGCCCAAGACCGGCGCCACGUCCGUGCUCAUGUCGGGCACGUCGCCGCCAGUGAGUACAUGCUCGGCGCCGGAGAUCAACGUCGACUACUACGGCAACGAUAUCUCCAACGUGGCGGUCUCGGGCAACCAAGCCGACCAGCUCCAAGCGUGCUGCAACGCGUGCAGCAAGACCCGGUGGUGCACGGCGUUCUCGGUGGCCAACGGCGUGUGCUACCUCAAGUCGUCGGACGCUGGGCGCAAGGCGAAGCCAGGCGUGGUCUCGGCCAAGACGACAUAUGUGACGACGACACCGACGCCUACUCCGACGCCGGCGGGCAACCGCACCUGCGGCGCACCGGUCUGGAACACCGACUACUACGGCAACGACAUCUCCAACUUCGGUACGACCGGCGACUUUGGCACCAUGCUCAAGCAGUGCUGCGACGGUUGCAAGGCCAUCGCCACGUGCAGCGCGUACACGCUCGCCAACAACGUCUGCUACCUCAAGACCGUCGCAAUCAACUCGCGGCCAGUCAACGGCGCGACGUCCGCGAUCGUGCCGCCUCUGCCGGGUACCAGCGUCCGCUACUGCAGCAACCCCGAAGUUGACUACGACUACUUUGGCAACGACAUUGCCAACUUCAAGGCGACAGGCGAUGUAAACGCAAUGAUCGGCCAGUGCUGCGAUACGUGCUUGAAGAACAGUCAGUGCAACGCGUAUGUCUUGUUUGAAGGCGUCUGCUACCUCAAGUCGGCGACGGGGAUGCGUUCAAGCAAGGUUGGCGCGAGAGCCGCGUCUGUCCCCACGGUCACAUGGUAA
This is a messenger RNA of Saprolegnia parasitica CBS 223.65, 903 nucleotides long. RefSeq lists its product as hypothetical. The coding region runs from base 1 to 903 and encodes 300 amino acids. The transcript has a single exon. Lineage: Eukaryota; Oomycota; Saprolegniomycetes; Saprolegniales; Saprolegniaceae. Gene Ontology annotation, cellular component: extracellular region. Gene Ontology annotation, biological process: proteolysis. The record is from RefSeq and is a predicted model, not a curated record. Gene Ontology annotation, molecular function: protein binding.